AUGGCGCCCACAGAAGUGGAUCAGUUUCCUUUCGAACGCAUGUUUGACCUGCAAACCAUCCCGGUUUGUCCCGAUUCCGGCGACAUAGAUGCUGCAGACGACAUAAACGCCGCGGCCAGCGACGAUUGCACUUGUAAACCCGGCGGAAAGAGCGGCGAGAAGCGCGGUGAGGCGAACGCGGCGCGGAAGCUGCUGCUCGCGGCGCUUAUGCAAGCUCUCGCGGACUCAGCGGCGGACGACACCGCUACCGCCGCCGCGGACGAGCCGCCUUCGUCGCCGGAAUCCCUGGACGACAAAGAGUUCCUCUCAUCCGUGGCGCUGGCAGCAGGGUCGCGGAAGCGCAAGGCGGCGGAGAUCAGGGAGGUCCCCUCCGCGGAUGCGCCUGUCGUGGGCGGAAGCGAGGAAGAGUCUGAGGUGACGCGUCAGCUGCGCCGUGCGAUUGCUGCUGUCAUCCUCCGCGGCAGCGGGGCCGGCGGACCGUGCCCUGCACCAGCUUCUCCCGACGCUCCCUCGCCUCCUGCGGCUGCGUCGCUGCCAAUGGUUACCACUCAUGCCCCCAACCCCGUCGGCAGAUCGAUCGCCCAUGGCCCGCUGCCAAUGCCUUUUCGCCUGCCCAUAGCCAAUGGUGCGGCUCCUGCUGCACCUUCCGAUGCGCCCGCGUUACUAGCAGCCAUGGCCGCGCCAGAAGCACUAGCCUGCAUGAAUUACUAUGACAAUUCACAUGAUGACAUGAUGGCGGGUUACAGCGGAAUUCCCGACUGCGGCAGAGGCACCAAUGGGGCGGCGGAUCAUGAUGCGGAUGAUUGGUUGCCGCGCAAUCGCGGGCACAAGGACAGGCAAAUGGAAGGUGGGCGCAUCAAGGCGCGGAGCAUGGCGGAGAGGCAGAAGUGGGAGAGGAUCUGUGAGGGGCUGCAGAAGCUGCGGUUGGUGGUGCGCGGGCAUGGGGACACGGCCUCCAUGCUCGACAAGGCUGUCACGCGAGUCAUUUCUCCCUCUCUAUUGGCCGAGACAGUUCGCUCGAUGGAGUUCGUGUCGCCGGAGCAGCUGCGGCUCGACGGCCGACGACCAAAAGAGCUACGGCAGCUCAAGUGCGAGCUGGGCGUGCUGCGCUCUGCUGAUGGCUCAGCGUCAUUCGAGAUGGGCAACACCAAGGUGCUCGCGGUCGUGUACGGGCCUCGUGAGGUAACCAACCGGGCGGAUGCCCUCCCUGACAGGGCAGUGGUGCGCUGUGAGUACGGCAUGGCUUCGUUCAGCACAGGGGAGCGACGACGACGGGGGAAGAUGGACCGGAGGUCAGUGGAAAUCUCGCUAGUCAUUCGCCAAACACUAGAAGCAGCCAUCAUGCUCGAGCUCCUACCGCGCACACAGAUAGACAUUUUUGUUCAAGUCUUGCAAGCUGAUGGCGGCACUCGCUCCGCGUGCAUCAAUGCAGCGACACUCGCGCUGUGCCAUGCGGGUAUCCCAAUGCGAGACCUGGUUACCAGCUGCGCCUCUGGUUACCUCAAUGCCACGCCGCUGCUAGACCUGAACUAUGUGGAGGACAGUGGGGGCGGCCCAGACGUCACAGUGGGCUACUUGCCGUCAUUCGAUAAGAUCUCACUGCUGCAGAUGGACGCCAAGCUCCCAAUGGACACAUUUGAGGAGGUGGUGAAGCUGGCAGUCACGGGAUGCAAGGCCAUCGCGCACCGCAUGAGACAGGUGAGGUUUCGAGGCAAAGAGGAUGUUGUUGGGAGAGUGGAGAGGACGAGGGAGUAA
Closterium sp. NIES-65 is the source of this 1755-nucleotide messenger RNA. NCBI's taxonomy places the organism in Eukaryota, Viridiplantae, Streptophyta, Zygnematophyceae, Desmidiales, Closteriaceae. The record is from the annotation of a GenBank genome assembly.